CCACGUCGAUGCAAUCUGUGGUGGAUAGAGUUAAAGAGUUCAGAGACUCCACUCUGCAAAGCUCUUUCACUCACUGUUCGUUCUUCUAUCUCGAAAAUUCCCAGAUGAACUGGGGCCUCAAUCCUUCACAAAAAUUAGUUUAUACUCGACCAAGUUGAGAAGAAGAUUAAAACCCAGUAAUCCAAUGCACUUUUGAAGCUGUUUGAUGAGCUUAAAGCUUGUUAUAUCUCUGAGAUAAUGGACGGUCUCGCUCUCACUGUUACCUCUCCCGUGGCUUCCACUUCUUCUUCUUUCGCAAUUGCUCGGAAACCCAUUUACUCUGUUCCGUUCAUCACAACGAGAAGACUGAUAAAAGGCCGUUCUUUGUCGAAAUACCCCAAUAAAUUUGUAGUUUUUGCUUCUAAUGAUGAGCCUAGGCUCGACCCUUCGGACCUAAUGGAGCUCAAGUUCGGGCGCAUGCUCGGCGAGGACCCUAAACUCACCCUUGCCAAGAUAUUGGGUAGGAAAGCAAACCCAGAUGUUAGUUAUAUUGAAAUAGAGAAAACUUUUCACAAGAACAAGGGUAAAAUGCCUGAAGUGAAAGAUAUUCCUAUUGAUUGGUCUAAUGGUGGGCAGCCUUCAAAAUCAUUGGAUGGUUUGAAUUUGGUUAGGCCUGUUCCUAAGAAAGGCUUUGAAUUCAAAAAUGAUGAUAAUAAGGCAUUUGUACCUGAGAUUAAGAAACCGGUUCGGCCAGUUAGGAAGGCUGUUGAUGGUGUUAAGCGUAGUCUUCCUAAUGUUAUUUUGAGGAAACCAAGUAUGUUAAAUGAGCCUGAUGUUGAAGAUAAACCAUCUAGGUUGAGACUUCGACCGAAUUUGUCAUUGGCAAUGGGGAGUGAGCAAAAAAAGGAUGAGGGAUUUAGUGACAUGACCCUGUUGCGAAAACCCGAACCAAUGAGUGUGAGUGAAAAUGUUGAUUCGAAAGAAGACAAUUCGGGUGAUUUAGAUGCUGUAGAAGUUGGUGAUAUGGAGUUGACAAUGAAAAAAGAAGAGCUCGGCGAUGGAUUUAGUGAUUUCACUUUGUUAAAGAAGCCCGCUGCUAUGCCUGUCAAGACAGUAGAUGAAGGUUCUAAAGAGCAGGCUGCUAAUGCAGAUUAUGUAGAGUCUGAUGUUGUUGAUGCUAUAGGAAAUGAGAGCUCAAGGGAUUCAUUGGAACUGACUGGAACUGGCAAUGAAUUGGAGGAUCAUUCAAUAUUGAAGAAACCUACUCGAUUGCAGCCAGAUAAGCAGAGUGUGAUAGGUUCCAGUGAGAAGAUAGCAGAGAAGGAACCUCCUCCGGCCACGAGUUUAGUUGAUUCCAGUGCCAACUUAUCUGUGGAAGCUUCACUAAUAGUAAAACCAAAAAGAUUAGACCAAACUGCAAAGGAUGUGUCAGUAAGCCUGGACAGUGUUGAGGAACCUGCUGAGUUUGAGAAUCUCCCUGUUAAAUCAUCGAUGGAGGGAUUUGAAGAGGCUGAUUGGACUAGAGCAGAAAAUUUGGUUAAGAUGGGAGAUAGAGGAGAGGUGGAACUCAUAAGCUGUAGCAGUAGAGGUUUUGUUGUAUCUUUUGGCUCUUUAAUAGGAUUUCUUCCAUACCGAAAUCUUUCUGCCAAGUGGAAAUUCUUAGCAUUUGAGUCAUGGUUGAGAAGGAAGGGUCUAGAUCCAUCACUGUACAGACAAAAUUUAGGAGUUAUUGGCAAUUAUGAGACUGGAAAAAAUAGUCCAUUUCUUGAUAAGAGCCUAGAUCCCAACAUCGAUAUGAAAACUGGAGGAGAGAUUUCAUCAGAUAUGAAGGUUGAAGAACUUCUCAGGAUUUAUGAUCAAGAGAAAAUUAAAUUCUUGCAAUCAUUCAUUGGCCAGAGGCUCAAAGUAAAUGUACUGCUGGCCAACAGAAAAACUGGAAAACUAGUAUUUUCUCUAAAGCCAAGAGAGAAAGAAGAGCUAAUUGCGAAAAAGAAAAGUCUAAUGGCUAACCUUCAAGUUGGGGAUGUUGUGAAAUGCUGCAUCAAGAAGAUUACUUAUUUUGGUAUUUUUGUAGAGGUUGAUGGAGUACCUGCACUAAUACAUCAGACCGAAGUAUCAUGGGAUGCCACACUGGAUCCUGCAGCAUACUUUAAAGUUGGCCAGAUUGUGGAGGCAAAAGUUCACCAGUUGGAUUUUUCGCUUGAUCGAAUAUUCUUAUCCCUUAAGGAAAUUAUGCCUGAUCCCUUGGUUGAGACUUUAGAAUCUGUGGUCGGUGGUCGUGAUUCCAUGGAUGGGAGACUUAAAGCCGCUGAAGCAGAUGCCGAGUGGGCUGAUGUGGAAUCUCUUAUCAAAGAGUUGGAACAAAUUGAAGGCAUUCAGUCUGUGUCAAAAGGCCGCUUUUUUCUUAGUCCGGGUUUAGCUCCAACAUUUCAGGUUUACAUGGCAUCCAUGUUUGAGAAUCAGUACAAAUUACUUGCACGAUCAGAAAACAAAGUACAAGAGGUCAUUGUUGAAACGUCUUUGGAUAAAGAGGAGUUGAAAUCUGCAAUUCUAACAAGUACCAACAAAGUGAAUUAGUUCCUUCUUGUCCAGACUAGUGAAGUGUUCAAAUUCCUUUGAUAGCUACUCUUGACACAGGCAUUUUCAAGAAUAUUUUACUUACAGGUUGUAAAAAAAGGGGUCUUAUUCAAAAGGGGAGAAUGGAUCAUUUUUGCUUUCUUUUAUAAAGAUUCAUUCUGUAGACAGAAUCUGUAUAUUUUUUUAACCAUGUAAUGAAAAUUUUAGUGAUGUAAUUAGUAUUUAUUUGACACA
This is a messenger RNA of Humulus lupulus (European hop), 2790 nucleotides long. RefSeq lists its product as uncharacterized. Lineage: Eukaryota; Viridiplantae; Streptophyta; Magnoliopsida; Rosales; Cannabaceae. The record is from RefSeq and is a predicted model, not a curated record. The transcript is spliced from 14 exons. The coding region runs from base 238 to 2556 and encodes 772 amino acids. Gene Ontology annotation, molecular function: nucleic acid binding.